GGAAUCUCAAUUCUCAACCCUGCAAAUUUCCCAUUAAAGGAAUCUCCCCCUCUUUCCAUUCUACCAUCGCUGAAUUUCCUCUCAAUUUCUCAACACUGAAACCCUCCCAUGCUCCAUUCUCGGCUACAGAGAUGAUAGUCGUGAUCAGCAGCCGAUGCUCCCACACUUCACACAUCACCGAGAUCAUCAUAACCAGCUUCUUCCGCCAUAAACUCGACUAUAUUUUACUCAUUUAGUUGCUCAUCCAAUUUUACCAAUCCCUAACUCUACUGAUUUGACUGUGAAGAUACCGGAUAAUAUGGCAGGUUCCGCGGCGGAUGCUCCGAUUAAACCGAAGAAACGCAACUUUGAUCGGUCUCUUCAUUCAAUUGCUGCAGAAUCUUCUCUUGGCUCGGAUACAAUGCUCAACUUCGGAGCUGUUGAUGGUGCAAAGAGAUCCAGAAACAUGGUUUACUCACCUUUUGAUCAAGAAGAGUUUGGAGAGGAUUACUUGGAUGAGUAUUUUAAUCAGCAAGAAAAGAAGAGGCGCCUUACUGUCGACCAAGUCCAGUUUCUCGAGAGGAGUUUUGAGGCAGACAAUAAACUUGAGCCGGACAGGAAGAUUCAGCUUGCUAAAGAGCUGGGGUUGCAGCCUCGACAGAUUGCUGUGUGGUUCCAAAAUCGCAGGGCGCGAUGGAAGACAAAGCAGCUAGAAACAGAUUAUGAAACAUUUCAUGCAAGAUACACGACCCUGAAAACCGACUAUGAUAAUCUUUUGAAGGAGAACGAUAAAUUAAAGGCAGAGGUUCUUCGCCUCAAACAAAACGACCUUGGUGGAGAUGCAAUGAAAGUAAACUUACAAUUACUCGACUGCAAAGGGCUCCCUGAAGUGAUGAUGCCUACAGAAGCCAAUGUGCGCAAGAUUUCUGACGAUGAAGAGUCCAAUGUGGCAGCCUUGGGUUUCAAGAAUGAACAACAGAGCUCAUCGAAGAGUGAAGUGAGUAAUGCGGGCAGUCCGAGGUUGACUGAUGGGAUUAACUCUCCUCUGUUAGAAUCUGGUGUUUCGUCUCAUGCCUUUGAUCGCGACUACUCAGAUUCAUCACAGAUUGGAGAAGACAACUUACAUGAAGAGCCUGAUUAUGUCUUUCCUCUGAAUUCCUUUUACUAUGAAUUUCCCGUUGAAGAUCGUGCCUUCAACUUCUGGUGAAUAUUGAUCAUCGUGGGUAACGUUUUUCACUACAAUUACUUGUUUUUCAUUUCAAUCGUUUUACUAUAUUUGCAAUUUGCAAAACUAUGUUUAUAGUCUCCUUGUGAGCUCAACUGUUUUGAGCUAGUCUUAAAUUAUAAUGCAAUAAAAUAAGGAGAUGUAUUGUAAAUCAGACAGUUGCACCGUUGCAACAUCUUUGUUACUCCACUUUAUUUCAUGAGAUUUUAUUUUCUCA
Molecule: messenger RNA, 1421 nt
Organism: Salvia hispanica
Lineage: Eukaryota; Viridiplantae; Streptophyta; Magnoliopsida; Lamiales; Lamiaceae
Product: homeobox-leucine zipper protein HOX25-like
Biological process (GO): positive regulation of DNA-templated transcription
Cellular component (GO): nucleus
Molecular function (GO): DNA-binding transcription factor activity, RNA polymerase II-specific; sequence-specific DNA binding
Source: RefSeq, a predicted model, not a curated record